This is a messenger RNA of Planococcus citri (citrus mealybug), 1508 nucleotides long. RefSeq names its product DUF1676 domain-containing protein Osi20 (gene Osi20). NCBI's taxonomy places the organism in Eukaryota, Metazoa, Arthropoda, Insecta, Hemiptera, Pseudococcidae. The record is from RefSeq and is a predicted model, not a curated record. Gene Ontology annotation, cellular component: membrane. The transcript has 3 exons. Bases 236 to 1213 code for a protein of 325 amino acids.
UUUCGCCUACCAUUAAAGCGUCGUGUGGUGGACGGUACGCGAGCGAUUGGCCUUUUUUUACAUUUCAUAUCUACAUAUAAGAUCACUGCCAAAUGAAUCGUCGAUCGUAGUACCCCAUUAAUAUAUUCGAAAAGUAGUAGUAUAGUAUACAAGAUAUAUUAUAGCCAUACAUACACGCAUAUUCGAUCUACCAGUGCAUUGCUCGCGUAUUUGAUCUUUGUUUUGCUCGAUCAUCAUGAAUCCUACGAAUCGGCGUGUUGUUUUCGUUUCGGUUGUUUUAUUCGCAACCUUGGUUCAAGUGAGUUUUACUCAAUAUGUUGGAGAUGGUGUUGAUACCGCUCAAGAUGCCAGAUCUAAGUCGGAUGAGAUUUUAUCCAAUAUCAUGCAGGAUUGUGUGAACAGCCAAGUGGAUUCGGUUACUACCUGCCUUAAAUUAAAGGUAUUACACUACUUCGACUACGACGUCAGCCGUAUCGCCAGCCCGAGAUCAUUAUCGGACAACGACGUCGAAAAAAUCGAUCGUUUGGUAGUGAAACGUUUCCAAAAAUACUUGAAAUCUCGCCAGUUCGAAAUCCAGUUACCGGAAUUUUUCUUCCAACGAGCCACCUUGGUAUUCAACCCCGAUAAAAGUUUAGCCGAUUUCGACGUAGUGUUCCCCAAAUCGUCUGAAAGCGAAGAUCGUUCAAUGUCAGCAGCACGCGACAUGAUGCAACAAAAAGCACUGCUACCGUUGCUGAUGAUGUUGAAAAUGAAGCUGAAAAUGAUCACACCCAUUAUGUUAACGUUAGUCAGUAUCAAAGCGACGAAAGCUAUGCUAAUGAGUAAAUUAGCUUUGCUAAUGGUUACCAUAUUCAUGGCCUCGCAAUUGCUCAAAAAGCUCGGUAUGCAUUUGCCAAUGCUACACCCUCCGCCAAUGGAAAUGGGCAUGGCUAUGGCCGCCGUCACAACGCCACCUUCGUAUGGAGCGCCGGCGCCUUUACCACCUUCGUCGUCGUACGGGCCAUCGCCGCCUUCCCAAAGCUACGGUUCACCCUCUUCCAGCUCUUACUCCGAGCCGAGUGCUGCCUCUUGGGAACCAAGUUCCGCCUCUUCGAAUACCUACUCGAAAGUUUGGGAUCCGCAGCAGUUAGCUUACAGUGCUUACUACAAAUCCGCGCCUUCUUCGUCUUCCUCUCUUUCUUCGUCCUCUUCUUCAUCUACGUCGUCGGUUUAAGUACCUCUACCUACAUCAACGAGCAAGAUUUUCUUUACUUCUCGACCCCUCAUUCUCUCAUUUGUUUUCCUCCCCAAUGUGUGUACCUGACUGAUUGUGUAGGUACAUUCGAGUGACUUUGACUUUCAUAUUUAUUUACGUGUACCCCCUACAUUAUUCUUUAAUUUAUUGAUGAUGUUGAUGUCGUCGUUGUGUAGAUAUUUGCAAAAAUUGACGUUAAGUAGCACGAUUUUUUUGUCUUGUUGAAAAAGUAAAGCACUUUUUUCUUUCACGUAAUAAAUCCUUUUCGCCUUCA